CCAGUGAAGUGCUCGAAAAUGAAGAGAAAAGUGUCCAGAUUAAGACCGAGUCCCAACGAAGAGGCUCGGAUAAUACGAGAGGAGCAGGAAAGGAGGAGAAAACUGCGGAUACAGCAGGU
Haplochromis burtoni (Burton's mouthbrooder) is the source of this 119-nucleotide messenger RNA. RefSeq names its product centrosomal protein of 295 kDa. Gene Ontology annotation, biological process: regulation of centriole replication. Gene Ontology annotation, cellular component: centriole; cytosol; centrosome. NCBI's taxonomy places the organism in Eukaryota, Metazoa, Chordata, Actinopteri, Cichliformes, Cichlidae. The record is from RefSeq and is a predicted model, not a curated record.